AUGAGACGCUGCUUCUCUUUCAAACCGCCGCGGUUUGUUUUGACACUGGGUGGGUUAACUUAUCAGUCUCUAGAGUGGAAACCACGACAACAGCGCUAACAAACAGGUUGCAUGAUGCUGGAACCAGCGCAGAUCCGUCGGAGAGGUGCUCAGGAUUUUGAAGGUUACUAUGAUCACGUGUGUGUGGCUCAGGGAUCAGCUCCUGUCCGUGCGGUGAAAGCCAGCCUGAGUCGGGGGAUGUUAGAGUUUAACCCUGAUCACAUCAGUCUGACGGACUGGACGCCUAUCCUGUCAGCCCUGGCCAUCAACAAACACCUCCAGCAUGUUGCUAUGAAGAGCUGCCACCUCACCAGCACUGGAGCUCAAAGUUCUUCCAGGUCUCAUAGUAAGAAGAAGACCCCUGUGAUUCAUUCCAAGAAUAUGACUUUUCAGUUGUGCAAGGCUGUGCAAAAGUGCCUGUGUGAGUCAAGCAGCCUAAAGACCCUUCAGCUGCACGGUUUGCCACUGAGAGAGAGGGACCUCACGGCUCUCACAAAAGGUUUAGCUAAGAGUGUGUCAUUGGAGUAUCUGUCUUUAGCACACUGUCAAAUCGCAGAUCAAGGUUUGGAAGUCAUCUGUCAGAGUGUGAAAUAUUCCUCAACGAUUAAGACAGUGGAUUUCUCUUCCUGUAAUAUCACCUGGCAGGGAGCGGAGCAUAUGGCGAACAUCAUAAAGCACCAGGCAAUGAGACGGCAUAGCACGGCGUGGGUGGAGACUUUGCGCUACAGGAAAGCAGAGUUUGAAGCAAUGAGCGGACUGCGCAGAAUCACUCUCAAUGACAACAUCCUGAUCGGAGACCGAGGAGUGACGGCACUCUCCCGCGAGCUUACAGAGGACCUGUGGGUCAAAGCGGUGGACCUGCAGCGUUGUGGGAUCUCGAAUGAAGGAGCUCAAGUUCUAGAGCAGAUGCUUCAGUCCAAUUCCACUCUGUGUGUGCUUGACAUCAGGAGAAACCCCCUUGUCGAUAAUAAUGUGGUGAAGGCUGUGCUCAAAAAAGUUCUCAUGAACACUAAAAGCCAUGACUCACAGUAUCUGUGGCUUAAACCUCCUUCUCCCAAAAGCACUCUUGAUCAAUCACGGCAGUUAAGGAGGAAGAAUGCAGGAAAAGCAACAUAUCGAAUUGGAUCUCGCCGGUCGUCGUCUGUAAACUCUGUGUGGAGGCCUCCUCUGCCUGGUUCAGUGGGGUACGUCCCAUGGCGCACUGCUGCACGGGCUGGCUUACAAAGAGGUGCAUCACAGACUGAUGGGCUGACAGACCAGAGUUUUCAAAACGCCACCUCUGUGCGGGUAACCGUUGAGACGGAGUCAGAGUCGGAGGAGGUGGAUGGUGCAGAUGUACCGGGUCCUCAGGAGAAAAUCACAAGCUACCAGUUCAGACGACUAGAGAGGGAGAAUAAUCGAUUACAGGUGGAGCUGGAAGAGUGUCGUCUGAGGCUGGGGGAGGAGAGGAACAACAGGCUGAAAACCAACUCUCGCCUGGUGGAGCUGGAGCUGGAGAAUGAGCGUUUGCGCAGUCUGAAUCAAUCCCUGUCUGAAGCCCAUCUCAGCGCCUCUGUUCUGGAGGAUGAACAUGUGCUGGAAAGCAUCGAAUCCUCCUUCCAAAAAUUCCACGCUUUCCUAGAUCUGCUGAAAGACGCUGGGCUUGGCCAGUUUGCGUCUAUGGCUGGAAUAGACCAAUCAGACUUUGGGCUUCUUGGGCAUCCUCAGCUCUCCUCAACAGAGAGGACACACGUCGGCCAAGAAAACCAGAGAAAUGAGGAGAGGAGGGAGAGUUUAGCAACGGCAGCUAUCCCUCAACCUGAAUCCAGUACUCAUUCAGAACCUCCUGCUAACACUGAAGACUUUCCCCGGCCUCAUUCCCAACAGGAAGUGCCUCUGAGUCCAGUCAGCUUGUGUCGUGCCUCCCCACCUUUACAGGAGCCACUUGAGUUUGAGGCCCCUGAGAGGAGCCGAGAGUCCUCUUACUCUUCAAACCACCAGAGGGCCGGCGGAGGCUCUCGCUCAGGCAGCUCAGUCAGUAGUGUCAGUCCUCAGUCCAAAGCCUCAACGUCCUCCAGAGCGAACGGAUCUGUGUGCUCGGCUCUUAACUCGAGAGCAUCUAGUCUGUCUCAGUUGGGUUCAGGCAGACAGAGCGCUUCAGGAAGCCAGAGAAGCGCUGCUGGAUUGGUUGGGUUUUAGAGCUAAAUCAGCUGGAGAGAUCUUGUUAUCGUGAAAACUUCUCUGGAAUGUUGGUGGCUGCUGUCAUCUUUAUCUGUCCAGUGUGUUUUGAGAACCAUGCUGAGAGAAUCCUGUUAUUAUUUGUUUGUUUGAGAGGUUGAUGUUCUAUAGGACAUUUUAGGUACAAGAUAUUAAUGCUGUUUAGUUAUAUAGACUAUGAAGUUUUAUUUAUGGUAUGUUUGUAGUUCAGUGACACUAAGGUUAUUAUUUAAGAGUUUUUUUUAUAGAUUUUUUG
This is a messenger RNA of Sinocyclocheilus rhinocerous, 2491 nucleotides long. Its product is annotated as centrosomal protein of 78 kDa-like. The transcript is spliced from 16 exons. Gene Ontology annotation, biological process: cilium organization. Gene Ontology annotation, molecular function: protein binding. Bases 112 to 2217 code for a protein of 701 amino acids. NCBI's taxonomy places the organism in Eukaryota, Metazoa, Chordata, Actinopteri, Cypriniformes, Cyprinidae. Gene Ontology annotation, cellular component: ciliary basal body; centrosome. The record is from RefSeq and is a predicted model, not a curated record.